Colletotrichum orchidophilum is the source of this 2067-nucleotide messenger RNA. Its product is annotated as molybdenum cofactor synthesis domain-containing protein. The record is from RefSeq and is a predicted model, not a curated record. Lineage: Eukaryota; Fungi; Ascomycota; Sordariomycetes; Glomerellales; Glomerellaceae. Gene Ontology annotation, molecular function: molybdopterin molybdotransferase activity. Gene Ontology annotation, cellular component: cytoplasm; cytosol. The transcript is spliced from 3 exons. Gene Ontology annotation, biological process: Mo-molybdopterin cofactor biosynthetic process; molybdenum incorporation into molybdenum-molybdopterin complex. The coding region runs from base 1 to 2067 and encodes 688 amino acids.
AUGACUGACACCCCGCUCAAAGUAGCUAUCCUGAUCGUAUCGACCACAGCAUCAAAGGAUCCUUCGACAGACAAGUCGGAACUAAUCCUUCGAGAUGUGAUAGAAAACGAGGGCGGCGGAAAAUGGCAGGUCACAGACACCAAGAUUGUGCAAGACCAUGUUCCUCAGAUACAACGGCAGAUCAUGCUGUGGGCAGACCUGGGUCCCGUAGAGGGGGUCAACUUGAUCCUCACUACUGGUGGGACCGGUUUCGCUGUGUCAGAUAACACACCCGAGGCUGUCGCAACCCUUCUCCAUAGAACCGCCCCCGGUCUGGUUCACGGAAUGCUGGCAGCGUCUCUGGCUGUGACCCCAUUUGCAAUGAUGUCAAGACCGGUGGCAGGUACACGUAACAGCACCGUCAUCGUCACUCUACCUGGAUCCCCCAAAGGCGCCAAGGAGAACUUACAAGCCAUUCUCAAGACGCUGCCGCAUGCGUGCGUACAGGCUGCCGGCGCUGAUUCCAGGAUCCUUCACUCAGGUGGGAUGAAGAAGCUCGAGUCAGAAGCUGGCAUCCAGGGCGCCUCUACAGGACCAGCGCCUCGGAAAGGACAAGCGCAUUCCCACGAUCACCACAGCCACGAUCACAGCCACGGCCAUGUUCACAACCAUGGGCACUCACAUAAUCACGGGCAUGGGCACGGGGGCCUCGUCAGACACACCAAGCCGGAAGAAAAUCCCCUAUCAAAUGAUCCAAGUCUCGGCCCGAGUCGCAGAUACAGAGAGUCACCGUACCCGAUGCUGGAAGUGGACGAUGCCCUGCGGCUGAUCAAAGACUUCACCCCUGACGCCGAGGUCGUGACGACCAAGGUCGACGUGAACAUCAUCAACUCAGUUCUCGCAGAAGACGUCACGGCCAGGGAAAACGUGCCAGCUUUCAGAGCAUCCAUCGUGGAUGGGUACGCGGUGGUGGUACCCGAGGACGGCAACAUGAAGGGCGUCUUCCCCGUCACCGCGGUAUCCCACGCCGCCCCUGGCGAGGUCAAGACCCUCAAGGAAGGAGAAAUUGCCAGAAUCACAACAGGAGCUCCACUACCUCCGGGAGCUACGUCGGUCAUCAUGGUCGAAGACACCAUCCUGAAGUCAAAGACAAAGGACGAAAAGGAAGAAAAGGAGGUGGAGAUCCUCGCCGAAGGGGUGAAGACUGGCGAGAACAUUCGUGAAGUCGGCAGCGAUAUCCAAGAAAACGACACAAUCCUAAAGAAAGGCGAGCAAAUAUCCGGCGUUGGCGGCGAGAUCGGCCUCCUCGCGGCCGUCGGCGUGGCGGAGGUCAAGACCUACAAGCGUCCCAUUGUGGGUAUCCUCUCCACGGGCGACGAGAUCAUCGAGCCGGACCGCCCCGGCGGUCUCCGCCUGGGAGAAGUCCGUGACACAAAUCGCAUCACGCUCAUGUCCGCCGCUCGCCAGUGGGGCUUCAAGGUCGUUGACCUCGGCAUCGCCCGCGACAAGGAGAAGUUGCUCGAGGAGAACCUGCGCGAGGGCCUCCGCCGGAGUGAUCUCCUCAUCACGACGGGCGGCGUCUCCAUGGGCGAACUGGACCUGCUCAAGCCGACGAUCGAGCGGUCACUCGGUGGCACGAUUCAUUUCGGCCGUGUGGCUAUGAAGCCCGGUAAACCGACCACCUUCGCCACGGUGCCGGUCAAGACGACGCUCGGGAAGCGGGUCACCAAGACCAUCUUCUCGCUGCCUGGAAAUCCGGCGUCGGCCUUGGUAACUUUCCACCUCUUUGUCCUGCCCGCCCUCCACAAGCUCUCUGGCAUCGAGCCCACGGGCCUGCCUAAAAUCCCCGUGACGUUAGGCCACGAAUUUCCGCUCGACAAGGCGCGGCCGGAGUACCACCGCGCCGUAGUCACCGUCGGAAAAGAUGGAUCCCUGUCUGCCAACAGUACCGGUGGCCAACGAAGCUCAAAGGUCGGUAGCCUUAAGUCUGCGAAUGCGUUGCUGGCUCUCCCAUCCGGUUCGGAGCCGUUGAAGAAGGGGGUCAAGGUGGAGGCUCUGUUGAUGGGGGAAAUCCGCGUGGAGCUGUGA